CCAUCCUGUACUAGGAAAAAAAUGGAGACUCAACCUCUCCGCUCUCUCCCCCUCCUCUCAAUUCUGCUUCUUUUCAGUCCAUUUUUCGCCACCACCUAUGCUGCUGAGACUGGCAAACCCUUGAUAACAAAAACCUGCAACAGAACUUAUUAUCCGGAGGACUGCGUUAAAGCUCUAGAAUCAGACCCUCGAAGUUCCAACGCUGACAUGCCAACCCUGGCAAGGAUCUCCAUGGAGGUAUCUUCUUCCAAAGUGAAGAAAGGCUAUCCGGAGGUUAGAGAGUGGACCCUGAAGGCAAGCGACUACCUGACCUGGGCUAUGUACUCGGCAUGUACGGCCAACUACAACCAGAGCAUAGCCGAUAUGAAUAUGGGACUCCGGCUUUUCGACGGAAAGGAAUACAAGGAUGCAUUAUCCAAGGUUGUGGCUGUUAACAGCGCAGUAGUCACCUGCAACAACUUCAACUUGGCGCCGAUUUCACAGCUAAAUGGUGCUUUGAUUGCAUUAACCAACAAUACGGGCACCAUUUUAAGUCUUCUUUUCUAAGUAAUUGAAUUGGAUUUUGGUAUCUCUAUCUUAUAAAUAACACCUUAACAU
Molecule: messenger RNA, 597 nt
Organism: Rubroshorea leprosula
Lineage: Eukaryota; Viridiplantae; Streptophyta; Magnoliopsida; Malvales; Dipterocarpaceae
Source: the annotation of a GenBank genome assembly